Molecule: messenger RNA, 1412 nt
Organism: Oppia nitens
Lineage: Eukaryota; Metazoa; Arthropoda; Arachnida; Sarcoptiformes; Oppiidae
Product: alpha-L-fucosidase-like
Exons: 9
Coding region: 1-1374 (457 amino acids)
Biological process (GO): fucose metabolic process; glycoside catabolic process
Cellular component (GO): lysosome
Molecular function (GO): alpha-L-fucosidase activity
Source: RefSeq, a predicted model, not a curated record
AUGAAAUUAUUAACAAUUUUGUUAUUUAAUUUAGUUAAUGUAUUGUUUAUUAGCAACACAUUAUCCGUAACAAAAUAUGAGCCCAACUGGACAUCGCUUGACUCGCGACCACUUCCCGAUUGGUUUGACGACCAGAAAAUCGGUAUUUUCCUACAUUGGGGUGUAUUUUCAGUGCCGUCACAUAUAAAUGCCUGGUUUUGGUACAGUUGGAAACACGACAAAAGUCAAGCGUUCAUUGAUUUUAUGACCAAAAACUAUAGGCCAGACUUUACGUACGCCGACUUUGCCCAUCAGUUUAGCGCCGAGUUUUAUGACCCGUCCCGUUGGGCACAGAUAUUCAAAGCAUCGGGUGCCAAAUAUGUGGUGCUUACCAGUAAACAUCACGAAGGAUAUACAUUAUGGCCGUCAAAAGUGUCGUUUAAUUGGAACGCCAAAGAUGUCGGACCUAAUCGUGAUUUGUUGGGUGAUUUAGCAAUAGCCGUACGAAAAGCUAACAUCAGAUUUGGUGUCUAUCAUUCACUGUAUGAAUGGUUUAAUCCAUUGUAUUUGGAGGACAAGGCUAACAAUUGGACAACAAAUAGAUUUGUUACUCACAAAACAAUGCCUGAAUUAAAGGAAUUGGUGAACUUGUAUGAACCGGACGUUAUUUGGUCCGAUGGGGACUGGGAGGCACCCGAUAGCUAUUGGCAAAGUACAGAUUUUUUAGCAUGGCUUUAUAAUGAUAGUCCAAUUAAAGAUAAAGUGGUUACCAAUGAUAGGUGGGGUGCGGGCAUAUCCUGCAAACACGGCGGCUAUUUUAGUUGUGCCGACCGCUACAAUCCGGGAACACUACAACCGCGCAAAUGGGAAAACGCUAUGACUAUUGACCGAAACGCGUGGACCUAUAGACGCGAGGCUCAACUCCAAGACUUUUUGACACCCCAUGAGUUGAUUGCAACUAUUGUCCAGACAGUCAGUUGCGGUGGAAAUAUUCUGGUAAAUGUCGGUCCAACACAUGAUGGACGCAUAGCACCCAUAUUUGAGGAACGCCUACAACAAAUGGGUCAAUGGCUUUCAAUUAACGGUGAAGCCAUAUACGGUUCUAAGAUAUGGAUACAUCAAAACGAUACUAUUACUCAUAAUAUUUGGUAUACAACUAAUAGCAACAAAACAGCUGUUUAUGCAGUUGUAUUGGAUUGGCCUCAAACUGGACAAGUAGUGUUAGGUUCUGUCAAAUAUAGCACUGUUAGCUCUGUUACAAUGCUGGGCACUACUACAGGUGCAUUGAAUUAUAGUGAGGACAGCAAAACUGGCUCAACUCGGGUCACAUUUCCUGUAGUCAAUCCUGAAAGUGGCCUACUCUGGGCUUAUGUAUUGAAAAUUAUAGCUAAUUGAAAACUAAGUUAGUUUUAAAUAUUAAUUAAAUAAAAAAU